AUACAGGGGUGUCGUGCGGACAACAGGAAUUUACUUGUUCCGAUCGGGUUUGCAUCCCGUUGACCCAGAGAUGCGAUGGGAAAAGCGAUUGCAACGACGGAUCUGACGAAGUUGGAUGCCCUCAGGCAUGCCGGGAGGAUCAGUUCAAGUGCAAGAACGGGAAGUGCAUCGAUUUGAGUCUGAGGUGCAAUUCGGUCAUCAACUGCAUCGACGGAUCCGACGAACUCGGAUGCCUCGAUUUUUGCCUUCUCGGUCCGUCGUCGGACUCUCGGCUGAAUGCGAGGAACUCGAUGAUGCAGCGUGUGCGGAGGGGAAGUUCACGUGCGGGAACGGGGCGUGCAUCGACGCGGAUCGGCGCUGCGACACCGUCGAGGACUGCGAGGACGGGUCCGACGAGGUCGAUUGUAAAGGGAAGUUCACGUGCGGGAACGGGGCGUGCAUCGACGCGGAUCGGCGCUGCGACACCGUCGAGGACUGCGAGGACGGGUCCGACGAGGUCGAUUGUAAAGUCGCGUGUGGGGUGGGUCAGUUCGUGUGCGACGUUAAUCGCUGCAUCGAUGGCGAACGUCGCUGCGACCGCGUCUACGACUGUCAGGACCGGACCGACGAGGACUUCUGUCCGUGUGCGGAGGGGAAGUUCACGUGCGGGAACGGGGCGUGCAUCGACGCGGAUCGGCGCUGCGACACCGUCGAGGACUGCGAGGACGGGUCCGACGAGGUCGAUUGUAAAGUCGCGUGUGGGGUGGGUCAGUUCGUGUGCGACGUUAAUCGCUGCAUCGAUGGCGAACGUCGCUGCGACCGCGUCUACGACUGUCAGGACCGGACCGACGAGGACUUCUGCCGUAAGAGCCUCUCUUCCUCUGAGAUUCCGUCGAGCCUUAGUCAUAAAGUAACCGACUAA
Darwinula stevensoni is the source of this 901-nucleotide messenger RNA. The record is from the annotation of a GenBank genome assembly. Lineage: Eukaryota; Metazoa; Arthropoda; Ostracoda; Podocopida; Darwinulidae.